This is a messenger RNA of Caenorhabditis briggsae, 432 nucleotides long. The transcript has 2 exons. Lineage: Eukaryota; Metazoa; Nematoda; Chromadorea; Rhabditida; Rhabditidae. The record is from RefSeq and is a predicted model, not a curated record. Bases 1 to 432 code for a protein of 143 amino acids.
AUGACAGAGAACAUCAAUACACUCCUUCAACAGGCUCAAAUUUGUCUUCACAUGAUUGUUCCGGCUCUUCUAGCUGGCUACGCUCUUGUUCAAUGCGGCAAGAAACCUGCUCCUCCACCAGCAGGUGGUGCAGCCGCUGCCAAAGCUGGAGGUGAAUCGAAAAGUUCCAAAGAAGGUGAUAAACCGGAAGGAGACAAAGCAAAUGCUCCAAAAGCUCCAGCUGACAAAGAUGCGGUUGCUGGAACCCAUGAUCCAAACUAUCAGACGUUGGCUGGAGUCGAUGGAAAUGUAUUCCAAGAGAAAGGAAAACCCGCCGCUGCUGGAGGUGCUGCACCUGCUCCUAAACCUGGAGGACCUGGAAUGGCAGCCACUCAUGAUCCGAAUUAUCAAACUUUGGCUGGAAUUGGAAACGAUUGUUUUGAUAAGAAGUAG